Molecule: messenger RNA, 273 nt
Organism: Vombatus ursinus (common wombat)
Lineage: Eukaryota; Metazoa; Chordata; Mammalia; Diprotodontia; Vombatidae
Gene: FREY1
Product: chromosome unknown C11orf94 homolog
Exons: 3
Coding region: 1-273 (90 amino acids)
Source: RefSeq, a predicted model, not a curated record
AUGCUUGGGUCCCUGUGCCCUAGGAUCAGGCUGGGGUUUGUCCUUCUCACCCUCGUCCUGGUAGCUGCUCGUCCUCGGUCUCAGAGGUAUCAGCCCUCCCCCAUUCCUGAAGAGUUAGACACCAUGGAGCUCCCCAAUGGCCUGGUGGAUGAUUAUGGGAUCCUUCCUAAGCACCCAGGACAUCGAAUGGUCCGCUCCUCCCUCUCGAGAGCCCAGAAGCGCAAGCGGGAUGGGCCAGAUUUGUCUGAGUACUACUAUGAUGCCCACCAGUAA